AUCGUGCACCCCCGAUACACGCGAGGUCUAUUCGUUAAGGGACAGUAUCGCCGCGUGGUUGAUAAAAUAAUUAUAUGAUAAUUAUUGAGGGAUUUAUCGAUGAAAUAGUGCUUUAUUAAUAAUUGAAAUACUGAAGAUAGUGGAGUUAUUGGAUGAAUAAAUAAUUGAAAGGAGUUGGUGGAGUCAGGAUUAUUAUUGUGAGUUGAUGAGAAGGAUUGUGAGUCUUCAGAAGAGAUGAUGAUGAUGAUGAGUGACCGAUGAAGGAUUUUUCGUUAUUUUUGUAUUAUAAUUGGGAAUAUUUGUGAUUUGAGUGAUUUGAGUGAAAUUCGGGGGGGUUUUCAGUGAAUUUUCUUGAGGAUUGUUAAUUCUUUUUUUUGGGGGGAUGUGGAGGGACUGAUUGAUGACUGUUGGGUGACGGUCAUGUGCGCGAGUGGAUGAUGAUUACGGGAUAACUUGGAGAUUGAGGAAAUUGUGAGGUUGUGUUUUUUUUUGUGGAGAUCUGAGGAUUCGCGAGUUCUGGGGGAUAUGAGGGGUUUGGAGGCUGGUUUUGGUGGUGUUGAUAUACAGGGAUGGUGACAGCCUUGGGGAACACGAGACAACGGGGAGAUUUCUCGUUGACGGAUAUAAGGAUGCGCUGAAGCACCCGAGUUCCUCUCGCACCCCCGAGAUGUCAGCAGUAACGAGUCCGUAUGGCCCUACGGAUAUGCUAUCCGACUCGGUCUACAACUACGCCACCUCCCGACGGAGCACAACAGGGGAUCAGGACAGCAGCGACUCGCAAUUUGAGCCGCCGAGCCAUCAAUUACAUGAUCAAUUGUCAAGUAUGCAGAAACCCCGCAACAAACGUAAAAAUUUCAAGCCAAUUAGCAGUAGAAUGGCUGAAGUAUCGGACGAUGAGUCUGAUAGAGACGAGCAGGAGGACGAUUCUGAGACAAUUGAUGAGACUAAUUCAAAUGACGUUGUUGAGUAUGAACGUAAAACUCUGUUGAGUACCAACGAUGAUAGACCAAAACAGAGACUUAAUAAUAAUGAGGCUAGUCCGAUGGAUCUGUCUGUUGCCACUAGGCCACCUUCCUCGGAUGGUGAUGAGGACAGCAGUGAUUCGUUGAGACACAAGUUUAUUAUUGAACAGCUCAGGUCGCAGAAGCCUUAUUCACCUGGUGUUGUUGAGGCGAGAAGUCCAGCAUCCGAGUCAUCCGAGAAAAGUGACUUGGAUCAAGAGCCAAGUAGACUAGACGAUCACGAUCCUCAUUUUGACGAAGAUCGUAUACUAGAGACUGAGCCUGAAACAGACAGAGAAGAACGCAAACCCAUGGAAGAUAUGCGGGAAUACGUUGAAUCAACAAUGCAGGAGCUCGCUGCUAUUUUUGGUCUUGCUGGUGGUGAAUUGGCCAAGUCAGUCAGUAGACAAUUGCCAUCAACAUUUCUCAAUCCCCAUACCGGUCAAAUUCAGUUUAAUCCAAAUCCCAAUCAUUCGGGACAAUGUCAGCAGGAUGAACAGCAGGCGCAUCAAGGAAAAGUCAAGGUGAAAGAGGAGAAGGACGGAUCAUCAAUGGCACCAGGUAGUCCCCCCACGCCGCCCCACACCCCCCAGAGUCCGUCGCGUCAACCCAAUCCCCCCGGUAAUUUAUCCCAAUCGAGUCAAACCCAGAGCAUAUCCCCAAAUAUUCAAAAUCCCCUUCAAACACUCGCUAAUUCACCCCUAAGUCAGAUACUCAUACAGAAUCCCGCAUUAGCACAAUUGUUACAACAAAAUCCAGCUAUACUAUCCCAAAAUCCACAAUUGGCCCAGUUACUGCAACAAAAUCUUCAGGCACACAUGGGAAAUGUAUUGUUUCCCACAAAUUCAAGGAGAGACGAGUCUGAAGAAUCACGGGUUCCACCAACGAUAGCAAGCCUGGCAGCUAUGAAGGUGAACGCAGGUGAUCCAAAAGUUUCCGUACUACUGAGACAAAGUAUGUCCCCAUCAGCGGAGAAUCUGAUAAGUUCAAAAUCUCCAGCAGUACCUCAGCCUACGAUCGAUUACUCUCGAUAUGUACGGCGUUUUGGUUCAGGUCAAGAGUGUGGUAGCUCCUACUGCAAGGAGUUAGGCUGUCGCGAGCACUUUCACUGUCUAGACUGCAGUGGCCGAGUAUUCGUGAAAAAAGAAGAGAUGAUAAGGCACUUCAAAUGGCACAAGAAGAGAGAUGAAUCUCUGCAGCAUGGCUUUAUGAGGUACUCACCUACCGACGAUUGCAUGGAGCGACAUCCAAUGCGUCAAUGCCCCCACAAUCGUAAACAGACGCAUUAUCACUGUAUACACGAUAAUUGCGAUAAAGUGUACAUAUCAACGUCAGAUGUGCAGAUGCACGCUAAUUUUCAUAGGAAAGAUUCGGCUAUAAUUCAGGAGGGCUUUCAAAGGUACAGAGCUACUGAGAACUGCUCGACGGAUUAUUGUCCAUUUGCUGGACAACGAACGACGCAUUUUCAUUGCAGAAGGCCCGGAUGUACAUUCACAUUCAAGAAUAAAGCUGACAUGGACAAACACAAAUCGUAUCACAUAAAGGACGAGCAGUUGUCGCGCGACGGUUUCAAAAAAUUCAUGAAGAACGAGGCGUGCCCUUUCGAGCAGUGUCGUUUCUCCCGAGUUUGCAAUCACAUUCACUGCAUCCGGCCUCACUGCAACUACGUCCUCCACUCAUCCGGUCAGCUAUUCUCCCACAAGCGAAAGCACGAGCGUCACGAGUCGGAGCUAGCUUACCGAAAGUACAAGCAAGUUGGCGGGGUAGGUAUCAGGCCACCAGUGUGGACACCUGAGGACAUGGGUCCACAGAGUCUCUCACUGAGUAUGAACGGUGAGAGUUCGAAUGAGGGCCGAGGCUCGCCUUCCUUCUACUCCCUGGAGGACUCCUUCCAAUCAGCUAGCGAUCUCGCAAUGGACCUAACAGCCUCAACAACAACCACAAAUCCCAGUUCCUCGAUACAAAUCGAUCCAAGUCCCAGUGCACCUCAAUCCCCCCAACACCUGACACCCGCUGAACUUGCGUACCUCGCCCCAGCUUCGUCAGACUGUCUCUGUCAGAACGGCAGAGAUCACUACCACUGUGCGCUCGAUCGUUGCGGUGCAACUCUGAGAAAUCCAACUGAAGUCCGUGAACACCUUCGAGAGCACGAGACCCAAGAACGAAUAACCGAUGCCUUCUUUGAAGAAGGCAACUGCGACGAUUCGUGUCCCUACGCAGACAAAGAGAAACAUUAUCACUGCACGUGGGAGAACUGCAAAGAGGUCAUCCUUGCAACUGACAAACCCUUCAGAAGACUCCAGCACUAUAAAAUUCACGAAUACAGCAGACAAUUGAACCUUAACUCAACAACCCAAGUUCUAUCGUCCGACGUCACUUUGACCCACCUGACAAACAUUGACGCCAUGUUCAGGCGAAAACGUGGCCGACCACCAAAGAAUCGUGUUAUUGAGAUUUGGUCAGGUGGUGAUCCAUCACACACACAAGACACACCACAAGCUAUAUUCACAAGUUUCAAACUGCCAAAACCCAAUCCUACAAAUCCUAAUCCACAAAUUGAUGAGCACGAGGAGAGUUUAUCGCCAGUUCCUGAUGAUACCGAUGGCUUCUCCACCUAUAAUCCUGACACCUGUCCCGAUCCAGUCUGCGUGAUUAGAAUGACAAAACAUCAUCACUGUUCCCAACCAAGAUGUCACUUCUCCACAGAUAGGCCAGAUCAACUGCUCAUGCACAGCAAGGAUUUUCAUGAUAAUAUCGACAUACCACCGGGUUUUGCAUUCUACGACAAAAUGGUGGACUGCAGAUUAACGGGAUGUCACAGUAACAGAGUGCACAGGCAUUAUCACUGUACAAGGCCCAAUUGUGGUUACUCAUUUGUCAGAUAUUCGACAAUAGCACAUCAUGAGAAACAGCACAUGGGGAUGAGUGAUGCUACUGAGGGCACCACUGAUGGACUAAGUCAAGGGGGUCUGGAGGUUAAGCCCAGAAUUCAGGUGAAGAAUACUGCGGAGCUAAUCGAUAAAGUCGACGAUGACGAGAGUAGAUUGGUCAUCGAGGUGAAAGAGGAAUUGCCUAGUCCUGAUGGAAACAAAACAACUGUGGUGAGGGCGGCAGGCACCUAUUAUCCGGUCAGCGGACCGACGAGCGAACCCGCACUACCGGGCGCCAUGCUAUCCAUCCGGGCUUCCGUGCACCAAGAGACACCAGUGCUUCCGUCAACGAGUUCAUCCUCCUCCCACACCCUCUACGGCCCUGAGCAAAGUUGCAGCCGUCCAUUUUGCAAAUUAAAACGAAAGAAUCAUUACCACUGCAACGCCUGUAAUCAAGCAUUCUCCGAGCUCGAUCGCCUGGUCGCUCACAUCGCGAAACACUCGACCGGUGCUAUUCUAUCCCAACAGCAGCACGAACUACCCCAGCAACCGCAAAAUCCCCUCCCCCACGAUUACCUAGCGCAACUGUCCGCCCAAAAGCACGACUUCAUGUCUCAAAAUGUCCAGAUGGCGCAGAACAUUCAAAAUUUCCAGAAUAUGCACCGCCAGAUGCAGCAGAGUCUCUCCCAAAUGACUCAACAGCCACCGAUCAAGGAGAUAAAACUAGAGUCCCCGCGUCACGAGUCCAAUAACCAAAACAAUGUGAAAAGAGAGCCUGACAUUCUCCGCGAGGAGAACCACCACCACAUGGAUAACAAUGAAAACGGCCAGCUCCAGGUGCCCCCUACUACCUCGGUCCCAGGUUCAGUACCAAGUGGUUUUGAGCUUGAUCUCAGCCACGGCUUUCAUUUCCCUAGUCCCGCAGUAAUGGCCGCCAUGAACCAACAAAUAGCGUUGAUGAACCAGGCACUUCCUCCAUUUCUGCAACACGGCGGAAUGUACGCAGGGGCGCCAGGCCUGAUGUUCGCCCCUGGGAUUCCCCCAGGGAACUUCCUGCCACCAGGAAGGGACGAGAAUCCCCUAGCCUCUCUGGCGGCUAACUUGAAUCUCAAUAAGAGAUCACUGUCUCCCCCUGACGUCAAUUCCGCUGAAGCCAAGAAACAGAGGCUGCAUCACUCCAUGAGAAUGCUCAAGGACGAGCCGGUGCCUGAGGGCUACGUCAGGUUCAGGUUCAACGAGGACUGUAGGUACCAGCAUUGUGGCUACAGGGAGCAUCAGACACAUUUUCACUGUAUGCGACAGGACUGUGGCUACUCCUUCUGCGAUAAAACGAGAUUUGUUCAACAUACGGCUAGGCAUGAGAGGUUAGACACACUCAUGGGUGGGGAUUUUCAACAGUACAGGGCGAAUGUACCUUGUGGCAGGGCUCAGUGCGCCUACACGUCAUCCCUGGGAUCGAUGCAGAAUAAGGCGUCUCACUUUCACUGUCUCAAAUGUGACUUUGUUUGUACUGAUACUAAUAAAGUAGUCGCACACAGAAGGCAACACGCCAAGUUGGAUAAUAUUGCGGCAGCUGGCUUUCAAAAGUUCACACCGAGUCAACCCUGUGGUGCUGGGCAGUGCCAGCAUUCCAGGAAACAGACGCAUUAUCACUGCCUUCAGUGUCAGUAUGCCGUACUAGGUCUUGCGCAAAUGUCUGCGCACAAGUAUCGGCAUAUGGAUGCGUAAGCUAGUGAGUUUAGUCAUUUAAAAUUAGGGGAAUCCCCGUUACGAAAUGAGGAUUUUUGACAAUUGGUGAAGCUUCAUGAAUUCUCUUGAUUCUUGUAUCAAUCUUUGGAACUAUUUAAUCCAGUUUUUACCAUGAGAAAGAAAAACUAGAGAAGAAAAGUUAUGAAAAAUGCAAAUCGUACUGAAGUGUUUCUAGAGGGGUUACAAAAAAAUAUGAACACCCCUAUGGCACGAGAGGUUAGGCACACUCAUGGGUGGGGAUUUUCAACGGGAUUUUCAACAAAUCUAUCUUGUGGCAGGGCUCAGUGCGUUUACACAUCAUCCCUGGGAUCGAUGCGGAAUAAGGCGUCUCACUUUUACUGUCUCAAAUGUAACUUUGUUUGUAUUGAUACUAAUAAAGAAGGCGCAUACAGAAGGCAACACGCCAAAUUAGAUAAUAUUGCGGUAGCUGGCUUUCAAAAGUUCACACCGAGUCAACCCUGUGGUAGUGGGCAGUGCCAGCAUUCCAGGAAACAGAGGCAUUAUCACUGCCUUCAGUGUCAGUAUGCCGUACUAGGUCUUGCGGCAUAUGGAUGCGCUAUUUAGUGAGGUUAGUCAUUUAAAAUUAGGGGAAUCCCCGUUACGAAAUGAGAAUUUUUGACAAUGGGUGAAGCUUCAUGAAUUCUCUUGAUUCUUGUAUCAAUCCUUAGAACUAUUUAAUCCAGUUUUUACUAUGAGAAAGAAAAACUAAAGAAGAAAAGUUAUGACAAAUGUAAAUCGUACUGAAGUGUUUAUAGAGGGGUGACAAAAAAAUAUGAACACCCCAAUGGCACGGGAGGUUAGGCACAAUCAUGGGUGGGGAUUUUCAACAGUACGUGGUGAAUUUACUUUGCGACAGGGCUUAGUGCGCUUACACAUCAUCCCUGGGAUCGAUGCAGAAUAAGGCUUCUCACUUUCACUCUCUCAAAUGUAACUUUGUUUGUACUGAUACUAAUAAAGUAGUCGCAGACAGAAGGCAACACGCCAAAUUGGAUAAUAUUGCGACAGCUGGCUUUUAAAAGUUCACGCCGAGUCAACCCUAUGCUGCUGGGCAGUGCCAGCAUUUCAGGAAAUGGACGCAUUAUCACUACCUUCAGUGUCAGUAUGCCGUACUGGGUCUUACGGAAAUGUCUGCGCACACGUAUGGGCAUAUGGAUGCGUAAGCGAGUGAGGUUAGUCAUUUAAAAUUAGGGGAAUCCCCGUUACGAAAUGAGGAUUUUUGAAAAUUGAUGAAGCUUCAUGAAUUCUCUUGAUUCUUAUAUCAAUCUUUGGACCUAUUCAAUCCAGUUUUAAUGAUGAGAAAGAAAAACUAGAGGGGAACUAAAAAAAAAUUAUGACGAAUGUAAAUCGUACUAAAGUGUUUCUAGGGGUGUUCUAAAAAAAUAGAUAACUACAAAGAGAUGUGUAUAAUUAAUCGUAUUUACAAGCAGUAUUUAGAAACACGAAAUGAUAAAAGACUGUGGCUGACGGUUAAACGUUUAAAAUUAGAAGAAUUCAGCCAUCUUUUCUUUUUCAUAAAGAAAAUCAGGAAUUGAAAAAUAAAAAUCGUGAAGUUGUUCUUGUUCUGUACAACGAGAGAUGUAUAUCAAGCAUAGUAUAUUGGAAAAUAAUAUACUCUAAAAUGUUAAUUCAUUAAAUAUAGAGGGGAUUUUAGUAGGAGUGUGAAUAUAUUAUCUGAUAAAAUAUAAUUUUAAUUAUUUGAAGAACACGAGGGAGCGUGCGUUUUACGAUUAAUCGAUGCUCAACACGAGAUCCAAGUCCUCUGAUCUGACUCGAAACGACUAAGAACCUGAAAAUGAGAGAAUAUUGAGAUAUUUAAAAAAAAGACAACAUAUUUUUUGAAUACUAGCCUUUUCAGAGUGAUAGGGUGCCUUUAGAGUUGCAUCAUCCUCAUUCUUUCUCUUGAAUUCCUAGAAAAAUGAACAUAAUGCGUGCCUUAUCAGCAACGCAGAAACAAUAAUUAAUUUAAGACUCGAUUUCUGAAUAAAUCCGUAACUUACGUCAAUAAUGAGCUAAAUUAUUGUGGACUUAAUGUGCUAGUGCCUUAAACGAAAACAUAGUAGGUAUUCUCAAGCCUGAAAAUAAUAACGGAUCAAUGAGAAAUCCAUCCAUCUCUGAAUUUUCCUGAAGACAAAAGAGACAAAUAGUUGAACCAACUUUAACCAACUAGUUUAGAGGAACGAUUUUUACAUUAAAUAGUAGCCAUUCCAUAGGAAGUACACACUGAUAGUCAUCCCUCCAACCAAUCAGGUUUUACGAUUGAGCGAAUAGGAAAAAAAAUUGACAGCUCAGUGAAAAUGCGAGGAGAAGGCAAUACGAACGAGUGAAUUUCAACGCAAAAACGUGAAUGACCAUGAUACGUUGUGGUAUUCCAGGUAAUUCAAGAAUACCACAUUAUGUUUUAUCAAUUCUGUUUCUGGUUGAAACAACUGUGCGAUAAAAAUGGGUAUUCCUGGUUAGGUUGGAUCAUAGGAAGCCAUACGAGUGCCAUACCACGAGUAAACACGAUUUAAAAUAAUUAUUCUUAGAAGAAUGACGGGGUGAUCGUGGGGCGUAAGGUGCGGGAAUUCAUGAUCAAUGACCAUUUUAGGUGAUACAACAAAAUGGCGGAUGUUUUUUUAGUGGUUGUAACAUAUUUAUUUAGAGGUUAGAAAGGGUUUUCUUUUGUUUUUUUUUCUUUUGUACAACGAGUCUUGGACUGGUUUUCGACUUUUUCCCCCUGAUUGAAUAUCAUGUAUCGCCCGUUUCGAGACCGAUGAGGUGAAGUAAAUGAUUAAUGUGGUAGAUGUAUCCUAGAUUUUAACGAGAAAGAUAAAAACAUGAGAGAAAAAUUGUAUGGGUAUAAGUAUUAUUACAUAAAAUCAUUUUAAAAUGAGUGACAAUUGAGGGACAAUUGCGUCAUGCGUAUUUUAGUGACAGAAAGAUACGAGAAAAAGCUAUUAUUGUAAUUGAUAAUUUUAUCUAUUGUAUCAUUAUUGAUUAAUAUCAUCUAUUAUAUUAUACAUAAUUAAUUAUUAUUGAUAAAACACACACGAACACAAACACCUUUUAUGUAGCUGUGAUUUUGCUUUGAAAAAGUGAAAAUUAAACAAAAAUAUGAUAUUUAUAGCAACAACGGA
Molecule: messenger RNA, 8736 nt
Organism: Diachasma alloeum
Lineage: Eukaryota; Metazoa; Arthropoda; Insecta; Hymenoptera; Braconidae
Exons: 10
Coding region: 668-5599 (1643 amino acids)
Biological process (GO): regulation of neuron differentiation; positive regulation of transcription by RNA polymerase II
Cellular component (GO): nucleus
Molecular function (GO): DNA-binding transcription factor activity, RNA polymerase II-specific; RNA polymerase II transcription regulatory region sequence-specific DNA binding
Source: RefSeq, a predicted model, not a curated record